AGACAAAUCUUCAUCUUGAAAGUGAUCACCAGGGCUGUCCUAUCUCUCCAAACCCACAGCCCCGCACCCUUCUGUGUCCCACCUGUCUCUCCCAUGGGACACCUCAGAAAGCUGGGAGGGAGGAUUCCCUGCUCCCGGCAGGUGCACGGGUGGGCCAGACAAGGCACGAAGCAGACAGUGCCACCCCUGGAAGAGCAGAUGAGGGGAGAUGGAUGGUUUAGGAACUCACAUACUGCGUUGCCGGGAGACAUGAAGAACGAGCUCUGGACUUGGAGAACAGCAGAGACCCAGAAUACAAAAACACCCAGAGAUGGUGUGGGUGUCACAUGCUGGCACAGCGGCGGGGGCGCGCUCGGGCCGAGCGCGGCCCCGAGCGGAGCGGGAGCCGCGGGCGGCGCCGAUCCCGAUCCCGCCCCGCGCUGGCGCUGCCCCAGGGCCCGGGGCGGGCUGCGCCGCCGGGAAGGGCCGCUCGCAGCCCGGCCGCAGACGCGCUCCGGGCCCCAGGAGCAGGCAGUACCACAUCACCAAGAGAGAAGCUCCCCAGCGCUCCCCAGCCAUGGCAGGGAAAAAAGUCCUGAUAGUCUAUGCGCAUCAAGAGCCCAAGUCCUUCAAUGGAUCUUUGCUGAAGAUUGCUGUGGAAGAACUGAGCAAGCAGGGCUGCAGCGUCACCGUGUCGGAUUUGUACGCCAUGCAGUUUGAGCCCAGAGCAACAAGAAAUGACAUUGUUGGUCGCCUGCACAACUCCGAAGCGUUCAAUUAUGGUGUGGAAACCUGGGAAGCUUACAAGAGAGGAGCUUUGUCCAAAGACCUGGUUGAAGAGCAGAAGAAGGUGCAGGAAGCAGAUCUGCUGAUUUUUCAGUUUCCCUUGUUUUGGUUCAACAUGCCUGCGAUCCUGAAGGGCUGGAUGGACAGAGUCUUGGUCCAAGGCUUUGCUUACGAUUUGUCAAAGGCUUAUGAUGGUGGUUUGCUCCAGGGCAAAUUAUCCUUGUUUUCUUUCACCACGGGAGGAAGCCAAGAGAUGUAUUCAAAAGAAGGUAUCGGUGGUGAUAUUCGCUAUGUCCUGUGGCCCAUGCAGCAUGGAAUCAUGCACUUCUGUGGUGUCAAAGUCCUUGAACCUCACAUCUGUUAUGCUCCAGAGAAUGUCUCUGAGCACAAGAGGAAGGAGAUGCUGACUGCCUGGACCCAGCGUCUCAAGACUCUUUGGAAGGAAGAACCCAUUGACUGCUCUCCUGAGUGGUAUUUCAAGUAGUGCUCAGCUGCAAGACUACCGAGAGAAGAGUUUUUUUCUCCAUUCUUUUUUAAGGUUCUGUCUAAAUACCUGAACACUAAUCUCCUAAUUCAAAUCUAUUUGAAGAAUCUUGAAUACUACAUCUAGCAGUUUAACUGACAACAUGGCAUUUAUCUUCACUGCUUCCCAAGGGAUUCCCUUCCAGGAUGGGUGCAAAGCUCUUUGUGUUGGUCUCCUUGCUCACAUAAACAGCGUCAUCCUGCCUCCUUGUGGCUGAUAACACGUAAUAUUUGGAAGAUUAUACCAUUGCUGCUUGUCAGACAGUACAUAGCCAAGAUUAUUUUAACCUGUGUUGUACCAGUUGCCACUUUUUUCCCUUUACCAGGGAAUAUAGUGUCCAUACUCAACCAUUAAAAGCACAAGACUGAUUGUGAGAGCACUACACUUGUUGUGCCUUGGAGCUUUGAAAGCAGAUCAUGGGUAGUGUUGCAAAGGGAUGUACCAUUGCAAAGUGUCUUAAACAGCUGGAAAGCCUUGUAGCAGCCCUAGGCUUCUCCAGAUAUUUAUAAAGCAAUCCUAAUGCUAUGACCGAUACCAGAAAAUGGAAAAAUUAAAUGCAAAUGUAGUGGUAUGUGUGUGAGUUGCCUUCCUUUGUAGACUACAGCUCCCAUUUAUAAAGUAUGUGUCUUCCCAUCAUCAAAGUAGAGAGAAAUAGGAAUGCUGUCUAUUGCCUGCCCCCUCACACCAGUCAGUGUUGCUGUUUGGGUGUGGAGGGUAUUUGCUUCCUCUCCAGCAUCAGCAUUGAUGGGCUUCCUUGGAGAUCUCCAGCACCAGUAGUUGGUGAGGCAGAAAACUAAAAAAAUCCAAAAACCUGCAGGUGCACUGUCUGUCUGUGGGUCAGGAUCUAUGGGACAAACGAAUUGUCUGGCUCUUAAUAGUCAGGAUUUUUACCUGGUGCUGUAGCAGGAUUAUUUUUGUGCUUUAGAGUUGUUAACCCUGUUUGCACAUAUUGCAAGGGGUGGGUUUCUCAGAGAAAUUUCUGGCUUUGACCAGCUCACCUAACUGCUGCCUUUGCACUUUGAUAUUAAAAGAAUGUGGCCUCAGUCAGAACCAGUCUCCUGAGUCACUGUCAAAUGACACCUAGGCCUCUGUGCAUCUGCCAUACCUGCUUUGUGGCAGUCUUGUCACACCCCAGCCUUACAGUUCCUUAGGGACUAACUGGAUAAUCACCAUGCUGAGCCCAGACUCUGGAGGCUCAGUGUAAGCUGAUACACCAGACUGGGAAAUGCCACCACAGGGAAAGGGUCAUGUGUUCCUGUUUGCUCCUGCAUGAACUGAGGGACCAUGUCCAGCAGAGACAUUUCCCAGGAAGCAGAGCUGCCCCAGGCUGCUGCAGAUGCCUGCUGUGGAGCAUGUGAGCCAAAGUCUUUAGAUUGUAGAAGCAGGAAAUUUGCUUUGGCUCAACAGCUCUGUUACAGGAAAAGGAAAGUGAAGGGUAAUAAGGAAGAAAGUGCUACACAUCUAAGUUGUGGGGAACACAGAUUCAUGCUUAAAAGACUUGAUGAGAACAACUUAAAGUUGCCAAGAGAAAUUUUAGGACAGAUUUUAAAAUUGCAUAGAAGAGAAAUCAUCCUUCUAUUCACUGUGUUCAAUUAGCAGACUAUUCAGGAAAGAAGGAAAUGGAGGUGAAAGCAGAAGCUGCAACUGUCAAACCAGCGUUACUGCUUUGGAUCAGUUGCAGAGCUCAGUGGGUUAACUAUUAGAUGAAGAAUAUCAGACUGAACUGUAUGUUGAGGAUACUGUGCUUGACACUAUCUGGCAGACACACGCCAGCUUCCACACAUAUGGUAGCACUGAGUUGUAAUAAGAUGGCUGAGAUUUUUAGUACAAAGUAUGUGAAUGGUUGAAAUUAAUACAAGUUCAGUUAAAGGUAAAAGAAAACUAAUAGACUUAUUAAAUUCUCAUUAAUGCUAAAACUGAAGACUUCUGCUCAGAUAAAUUCGUUAUUGGGAAAAGCACUUAAAAUGUACCAAUCUUUUUGUCCAUUUCAAGAUAACCUUUCCUUCUUCACAACCAGAAUUAAAAGAUUUUUCUAUAAA
Molecule: messenger RNA, 3327 nt
Organism: Prinia subflava (tawny-flanked prinia)
Lineage: Eukaryota; Metazoa; Chordata; Aves; Passeriformes; Cisticolidae
Product: ribosyldihydronicotinamide dehydrogenase [quinone]-like
Exons: 7
Coding region: 311-1249 (312 amino acids)
Cellular component (GO): cytosol
Molecular function (GO): NAD(P)H dehydrogenase (quinone) activity
Source: RefSeq, a predicted model, not a curated record